AUGGGAGCCGUCGCGCGGGCAACCGGCCCUCCGCAGCCAUUUGUCGUUCCUCCUUCGCAAAAAUUCGACGGCAACGAUGGAUCCUGGAGCACUUUCACCGUGUCCGUCGGAACCCCUGGCCAGGACUUUCGCGUCUUGCCCUCGACCAAAGGCGGCGUCACCUAUCUUGUUGCGCCUGAGGGCUGCUUGCCUGGUAUCGACCCCGAAGGAUGUCCAGAGGCGCGAGGAGCCGAAAUCUUCAACAGCGCGCAAAACAUUGGCUUUCAGGCCAAUGUCUCGACAACAUGGUCUGCCAUUGGACAGUACGAAAUCGACCUGGAGCAGUCACUCAACUAUACCUCGAGGGGACUGUUCGGCUUCGAUCGCGUGCAAUUGGGCCCUGCCGCCGCUGGCUCCGCCCUGGCUCUCGACAGCCAAGUCGUGGCUGGAAUCGCAGAUCCAGACUACUACAUGGGCAUUCUCCCUUUGGGCACCGCAGACUCCAGCUUUUCCAGUCUUGGCCGAUCCGUCGAUUCCCUGAUGAAUCAACUGCGUAAUACUUCAAAAAUACCUAGCCUGUCCUAUGCAUACACGGCGGGCGCAUCUUAUCGCCUCAAAUCAGUCUUUGGAAGCUUAAUAUUAGGAGGAUACGAUUCCACUCGCUUCAAACCAAACACCAACAACUUCUCCUUCACAUUUUCAACGGAUCCCUCCAAACUUCUCACUGUGGGCGUGGAUUCCAUCAUGGCUACAAACACCCUCCAAGGCACCUUUUCCCUCACAUCCGGCGCCCAUUUCUCCGUCAUAGACUCAACCGUUCCUCAUCUCUGGCUCCCCGAAGAUGUCUGCGCGCAAUUCGAAGCAGCCUUUGGACUCACAUACGACCCUCAAACCGGGCUUUACCUUGUCAAUGACACCGUCCACCAGCAGCUUCGAAACAACAAUCCCGUCGUAACAGUGAAACUCAUCAAUUCGCUCACAGGCUCCUCGACAAACUACACAAAUAUCGAACUACCCUAUGCCGCCUUUGAUCUCCAAGCCUCAUACCCUUACUACCAAAACGCCACAAACUACUUCCCCAUACGGCGCGCCGCAAAUUCGACCCAAUACGUCCUCGGCCGUACCUUGCUUCAAGAAUCCUACUUGAUCGUCGACUACGAACGUGCAAACUUUACCAUCGCCCAAGCCACAUGGCCUGACCCCCUUCCCGCCGCAAACAUCAUCACCAUCUCUCCGCCCUCCUCUGACAACCCUUCCUCCUCCUCUAGCCUAAGCAUCGGCGCAAUCGUCGGCAUAGCCAUUGGCGCCGCCUUGCUCAUCCUCUUCGCCAUUCUCGGCCUCUUCCUCUACCGCCGACGCCGUACUGUUCAGCCCCAAGCAAAACACUACGAACUCGCCGGCGCCCAGAUAUCGCAAUCCACCGUUGCGCCAUCGACCGCCACAACGCCCGCCACUGCCACCCAUAUGAACAUCAACACCGGCGGCGCCGUUAGUGCCGUCGUCCCUCUCAAAGCGCCCGAGCCACCACAAGAACUCAGCGGAACACCCUUGACUGAACUCGCGUCUCCCAACUCCAUGAUUGGGGACAGUCACAGCUAUCCCCAGGAUAGAAAGACGACUGUAAAUAUGAAUCAUGAGCCGGUGGAGUUGCCUGCCGACUCUCGGCUGCCAAUUACGCCUCGGUGGCAGGAAGUCACGAUAGAGAACCUGCCACCACCGCCACCAUGGAGGCCUCCGCACCAGAGGCACCAUGAAAUGGAGGGCAAUGAUAGAGCGAGCCUGAGUCAGGCACCAAGCAGUGCGGGAGUCAGUAGAAGUGACGAGGAACCACGGAGUGGUGUGAGUCCAAUGACAACGGGUUUCGGGGGCGAUGUCAAGACACCUCGGUGGUGA
Molecule: messenger RNA, 1872 nt
Organism: Plenodomus lingam JN3
Lineage: Eukaryota; Fungi; Ascomycota; Dothideomycetes; Pleosporales; Leptosphaeriaceae
Biological process (GO): proteolysis
Cellular component (GO): fungal-type vacuole
Molecular function (GO): aspartic-type endopeptidase activity
Source: RefSeq, a predicted model, not a curated record